Messenger RNA from Eublepharis macularius, 1664 nucleotides. It is a transcript of the gene MZT1, whose product is annotated as mitotic spindle organizing protein 1. The transcript is spliced from 3 exons. NCBI's taxonomy places the organism in Eukaryota, Metazoa, Chordata, Lepidosauria, Squamata, Eublepharidae. The coding region runs from base 21 to 260 and encodes 79 amino acids. Gene Ontology annotation, cellular component: spindle; centrosome; interphase microtubule organizing center. Gene Ontology annotation, biological process: mitotic spindle assembly; microtubule nucleation by interphase microtubule organizing center; gamma-tubulin complex localization. The record is from RefSeq and is a predicted model, not a curated record.
UGGCUGCGUAGUACGAAGCGAUGAAAAGCGACUCGAGCAACAAAGAGGCGGAACUUCUGGAAUUUGAUGACAGCCCGGUUACUCUUCCGGUUUUGUUUGAGAUAUCCAGAAUACUAAACACUGGCUUAGAUAUGGAGACGCUGUCUAUUUGUGUAAGGCUGUGUGAGCAAGGAAUAAACCCCGAGGCUCUUUCAGCGGUAAUUAAAGAGCUACGCAAGGCUACGGAAGCCCUAAAGGCAGCUGAAAACAUGACGAGCUGAUUCUGCGGCGGAAGAACUUGGGACUGAGAUCAUGCUCGAAGCAGAAGGCUGGCGGUUGUUUGGAAGAUUUGUCUGUUACGAGUUGUGACACUGUAAAUUGUGUGUGUGUCGGUUUCUAAGCAUCUUUCUCAAAUUUAUGCUAAAGAAGAAAUACAAAGGCAUACAAAGAAUUUUUGAAUGUUUAUUGACCGAUAAUCCUUCAAAGCUCCUUUUUAUUAGACACGGAAUUUUAUAAGUGUUAUAAUUAUGUGUAUUCUGCAAAUAGGACACAGUAGUGUUAGCAGUCUUUCAAAGCUAUGGAAAUGAAAUCGUAUAAUGUUCUAUUGAAAACAUAUUUUACCCUUUCUUUUGGAUGAAGGAUUAGGUUAUAAUGAACUCUUUAAAAAAACAUGAAAUCGGGGUGACGUUUUUCAACAUUGUAUAAUUCUUAUAAUAUAAGGCAAACUAACAGUGCAGUCCUAAACAGAGUUACACCCUUCGAAACCCAUCGGUGUACUUGGGUGGGUUAACUGUGUUUAGGAUUGCACGAAAAGACACGCGUUUCAGAUUUUUGUUGGCUGCUUCAUCAGCGUUUAAACUCUACAAACAAUGAGGCAGCUGGCAGUAGCAUGAAUGAGCUGUUAUUUGGGGAAAGUUUAGGGGAAAAAAUCUCCACUGUACAUGUAUAAUAUCUUGGACAUAUGUGAGGGGUGUCAUUUGCGUUGAUGUUUUCUGCCGUAUGAACUAUUCAGCUAAAAUGAAGCAUUUUUCCUGCCAUUUAUUUUUGGGCGGAUGGCAUGUUAAGCAGAUGCUUAAUUUUGUGCCAUUGAAUCGGUGCUUGAUUUGACAAGUUUGUACUCUAUAUUACUUUUAUGUCCUCUCUCUGUUUUGUUAUUUCACACUGUACAGACGGCAAUGUAGCAUUAUUGUCCCAUGGAAAGGUUAUCAAACUUAGUUGGGGAAGAUCAAAUUACAUUUUUAUUUACGGAGGGAGGUUGUGAUCCUUGUUUCAUUGUGAAAUGUUCAUUUAAUGACAGCGGAAAGAUUGCACAUAAAUCUGGGGUUGAAAAUGUGUCAUGAUCAGCCAAAGAACAGUUUCCAGUUUUGUACGCUUUGUGUUUUUCCACCCUUCUUUCUCAUGUGCUUGCUUUUCAUAUGGUUUUUGAGUACGGGAUCCUCACCAUCUAUUUUGAAUAUUUAAAGGGCCAGCUAUCACUGAUGUUUAUGCAAUGAAUAAAGAAUAAGAUAGUCUUCUCACAUUUUAAGUUUAGGUUGUGGAAAGUCAGAAAGAAAACAACCUUGCUUUAUCUAUCAUAGUAUUUUCACAAUAUAGAUCUUGGAAACUAUUAUUAAUGUCCUAAUUUAUUGCCUUCAAGUUUCUUAGUGUAUUGCUUUAUAAGAAAUAAAAGUACUUGUUGUAUUGAG